Messenger RNA from Olea europaea var. sylvestris, 1114 nucleotides. RefSeq lists its product as uncharacterized. Bases 250 to 1047 code for a protein of 265 amino acids. NCBI's taxonomy places the organism in Eukaryota, Viridiplantae, Streptophyta, Magnoliopsida, Lamiales, Oleaceae. Gene Ontology annotation, biological process: root development; shoot system development. The record is from RefSeq and is a predicted model, not a curated record. The transcript has a single exon.
AGUGUUAACAACAAAUUAUUGAAGGGUUGUCCCCUUUCUGUCUCGGAUUCUUGGAGCAUGAAACUCAUGUGCAGUAAUAUUUAUUUGGGUUUCCAGCGGUGAUGAGACAUUGGAUGUGCAACAUAUUCUUUCUGUUUUCUCUCAUUCAUCUCUCUAUAUAUAGAUGGUGCCAAAGGGAUUGCUUAAACAUCUUUCCUCAAUACUCAAAUUCCUCAAAAGUCUUAAAAACCAUUUCUUCAGUAAAGAAAAAUGGCUUUCCAUGUUAGAUCAAACAGUUUUCCCUCUAAAUCUCAUCCAGCAAUUUCUAAUUUUGAAGAUCAUUUAUGCAGGUUGAAGUCCUCAAAAGAAGCAUCAGUAUCAUCUUCUUUCACAUGCACACAGUUGGCGAGUGUCAGAGAUUUGCACGAAGAUAUUAAUAAUUCGAUUCAACUUCCAUCAUUCCAGCAAGCCCUCGCUGACGAAAUGUUUCCCAGUGAGUUGCUUGAUGGAUCUCUCAAGCUUCUCGACAUUUGUGGAAUUGCUCGAGAUGUUAUAACUUUGAUGAAGGAAUCUAUUCAAGAACUCCAAUCGUCUUUGAGGAGAAAUAGAGGCAUUGAUGCAUAUAUGACUUCAAGGAAAAAUAUUGACAAAAUGGUUAAAACGUGCAUCAAGAAUUUGAAGGGUUUCGAACGAAGUUCUACCAACAAAGACUACAAUCUUAAGGGCAUUGCAACUGUUCUAAAAGAAUCACAGGUCAUUGGUUUUUCUGUACUCAAGUCUGCAUUGACCAUUUUUGCCUCAAAGCAAAAAACUUGGUCCCUUCUUUCCAAGUUUACCCAGUCGAACCACGUACAUUCUGAAACAGAAGAAGAGAGCAACGCUCAGGAAUUGUAUGCCUUGAACAUCAACAAAUUGCGAAAAGACAUGGAUACAGUAUCUGUGAAAGAUGUCGUGAAGCAGUUGGAUGCAUCAGAAAGGACAAUCCAGGAACUUGAAGAGAAUUUAGAAGCCUUCUUUAGGAGUCUAGUCAAAAUAAGAGUUUCUCUCCUUAAUGUCCUGAGCCACUAGUCUUAAUUUAGUGAUAAUGCUCAUAUAAUUUUGUAAAUCAUUGUUAAUCCAUAUAAUAAAUUCAAUA